This is a messenger RNA of Ooceraea biroi (clonal raider ant), 3217 nucleotides long. RefSeq lists its product as uncharacterized. Lineage: Eukaryota; Metazoa; Arthropoda; Insecta; Hymenoptera; Formicidae. The record is from RefSeq and is a predicted model, not a curated record.
GAUACUGUUCACUCUUCGGUAUGCCGUUUGCGAGUGCGGACGUCCGCUAGCAAAGACUAGCAAACAGUGAUCACAGCAGCAGGACUGCAGAAUUUAUAUAAAUAUCAAAUUAGUGACUUAUUCUGAACAACGUAAUUCCCGUGUAUUAAUUAAUUAAUUAAAUAAAACGUGCUAAUUAUCCAAGAAAAUUAAACUAAAAAUUGUGUAAAGAUUAAUUGUUGUUGAAAUAUUGAAUGAUGGAAGAAACAGUAGCACUGAUAAAAUCAUGUAUAAUCUCGAAAAAAGGCGGUGUAUCAAUCGAGGAUCUAAAUGAUGAGUUUCAAAAUCUCGUUGGAGAACCUAUCCCAUAUCGUAGAUUGGGAUUCUCGAAUCUUCGCGCACUUUUGCGAACUAUAAAUGGUUUGGAGACAACUUGGAACAAAUUUGGCGAACAGACAUUAACGAUAAAGGACUCGAAAAUUUCCCAUCUUAACAAACUCAUAUGCAAGCAAAGAGUCGAUUAUUCACAAACAAGAGAUAAAUAUUAUAAACAAUUUAUGCGCCGUAGAAACAGUUUCGAAUACAGGGAUGAACGUAGGCAAAACAACAGGACACUAUAUAAUUACAAUCGUGCCAAUAAACGAACUCAAAAUCUUAAUCAACGUCGUAAACAAAACUUUAACAAUGAGAAUGUUUGGUGGAAUAACAAUUCGUUUGACAAAGAUGAAGAAAAUCAUCAUCCAAUAGUUAUAGAAACGAAUGAUGUAAAAAGAGAGAAUAAUAUAUAUGAACCUAUCGCAAAUGGUCAACAAUUAAUUGGUGAUGACUUUUUCUUGCAACUUGCGAUACGAAAUCUUUAUCUUCCCAUUUGGAGGUACAGAGAUAGUUUAGCACUGCAUUGUGGCUUAUGUGUUUCCGGGCAGACUAUAAGCGAUUGUACUCGCGCUUUGAGGAAAAUUAGUACCAUUUCCAAUCGUGUUAUGAUUUUGCUUGGUUCAGCUGAUAUUUACAACAAUGCCACAUGCGACGAGAUGAUAAACGAUAUGACGGAACUCUUGCAAGUCCUUCGGUCCAAAUUUCAUCUCUCAAACUCAGCCAUCACUAUCUGCACGAUCCCGCCCUUGGCUAAUGUGGCCAUUUGUGCCCAUAAAAGUCAAAGUCUAGCCCUAUUCAGUUUCAACAAUUGGAUCAGAUCUCUAGCCGACGAUGCAUCUAGGAGGGAUCCAUCUUUCGAGAGCUAUCCAGUAGUAGAUUUGUUCGAAAGCUUUUGCAAUGAAACAUACACCACAGAAUACGAUUGGUUCCAAACUCAAGCACGUAGAGUAUCUGGUACCAGACAUUCUUAUGUGUUGUGGAAUAACAAAGGACGGAAACGAGCUAUGAAUCUCAUCUGCGAGGAAGAAGACGUGGAGCGCUGCAGAAGUCCCAACUCAUCGUCGAUGCAAUGAGCUAAUAGGGAUCUUCUGUUAUAGAAUAUAGAGCGCAAAUAGAGAAAGGAGCUGGAUGGUAUACCACAAAGUGGCUUAUUCGUCAUUUGUGACGGAGAACGCUUUUUCGAGGCACUUUCGUGGUGUGCCGUCCUGUUUCUUCCGCGACUAGGUAUGCGAUACGGUAACCAAUUUUAAUCUAUGCUUUCAUGUUCAUAUGUACCAUACUUGAUUUCAUUAUUUAUUAUUUAUAUCUCGAAAUAAUUUGCGAGGCCACUAGAAAAUCAUCUAUUCGCGUAUCACGAAUACAAAUGGAUGUAAGCUUCAAAUCUGUCGAAAAAGAAACUAAAAAAGAACUGUUUUUUAUUUGCGAUUUAUUAAGCUCAGAUUAUAAAUAUAUACUUGCUCAGUUUGAAAUUACAGUAAUUACAGUUUGUGAUUUAUUAAAAUAGCUCAGAUUAUAAAUAUAUACUUGCUCAGUUUGAAAUUACAGUAAUUACAGUUUGUGAUUUAUUAAAAUAGCUCAGAUUAUAAAUAUAUACUUGCUCAGUUUGAAAUUACAGUAAUUACAGUUUGUGAUUACAGUUUGUUAGACAAUAUUGGAGAGGAUUAAUGGACAAUGAAACGUUCGUGCUUAAUCGAAAAAGUAUUGUGCAUUCUUAUAAUUAAUUGCGGGUAAUUUAAAAAUGACACUGAUACCUUUUCGAGUACUUCGAUCUUUUUCAGUAAACGAGCAAAUCCUAAUCGCUUUUCUGCUAUUGUUUAAAAAGCUGCUUUUGUAUAAUAUAAUCUUUGUCAGUUAUAAUCGAUUACUUAAUACUUCAUAAUAGUCUCAAACGUUUCACUAACAUAAUUUAAAAGUUUUAAUUAAUUUUAAAAGUCAACAAGUAUACGAAGGAUUAAAAGCUACCAUAAUGGUUCUUAAAUAGUUUCCAUCGACAUUAGUUUAACAAAAAUUCAAUUUUUAAUCUACAUUAAGAGAGAACAAUUGUAUUCUGUGAGAUGCGAUUAGACGAAAUUUAAUGGUUACACUUUUAUAAUAAAUAGUACACAUGAGUAUAUAAAAUUUAAUAGGUGUUUGUAGGAAGAUUAGGCAACGUAUCUCUGCGUAUAUGUGUAGAAAUUAUUUAUUUAUUACAGUAUGUUUUAAGUAAUAUAGUUAUAUUUCAAACGAUUAAAUGAUAGUCAUUUAACUUUUGAUUUAAUUAAAUUUAAUUUAAUUAAAUUGUUUAAACAUAGUUAUAUUAAAUUAAUGCCAAGUAUUAAUUAUAAAAAAUGUAUAAAGUAAGAUUGAUUUUUUAAAUCAAUUGUUUGAUUAAGAUUUAAGGGCGAGAGAGAGAGAGAGAGAUAAAGAGAGAGGAAUAUUCAAGAGCCCCUAUAAUUUAGAAAACGAAAUGUCUAAUUUAUAUUCUCUAAGAAAACGAAAAUAUUGCAUUUUUAGUUCACACUGAAAUAGUUUAGGAAUGAAUGCGCGAGGUUUAGCUUCUCUUUUCAAGAAAAAGUAUUUAUACAUUAUUAUUAUAUUAAUAAAUUUAUCUAGACGUGCAAUUUAAUACAUUGCGAUCGCAAUUAUAGAAAAUGUUCCAAAGUAUUAUAACAGAAGUAAUUUUGAAAGUGCGUAUAAUUCAUAAAAUACGUAUAUAUGGUUAUGCUUUUUGUAAAUGACAAUAAUGUAUUUAUUCAAAUAUAUAUCUAAUAAAUCAAUAGAUGAGCGUCGAAAUUAAAACUUAUUAAUCGGUAGAAUAUAAUUAUACUAAUGUGUAUUAAUGAGAAUGUCUGUAUUGUGACUAAUAAAUCAACAAUACAUAUAA